UAAAUACAUUGAUUUAAUAAUUUAGAUGCUUAUCAAAAUCCAAUAAUUCAACCAAGCAACCCUCACGCCCUAACUUUAUAAAUCCGAUUCGUCCAAACCAGUCCACGGUGAUUUCACGCGAUCCAUUGAUUCUAUUCCACAAUGUCUUGAACACAUGUUGCAGGGCGAUUUUUUAUUCUUAACACGACAAAUAUACGUGGAUCGCCCUGCAGGCUGCAGUGCACACGCCCACUGUUUUAUGAAACCAUUGAGCGAUGAGCCCACCCUAAUUCAACCCAACCCAACCCAAACCACCUCUCCCUGUUGUAAACAACUCAAUGAGGUGGUCCCACUACUAGCCUAAUGAGUCUCGUGAAAACCACACACGCAUACUGCUUUAUAGCUUUAACCUUAAAUUAAUCUUUAUAAUUACACUCUCAUACUCUUGAUUAGUAGUAAUAGCAACUGUGAGAGAGAUGCCAUUCCUAGUUCACAUGAUCCGCUUUGUUAUCUCCAUCUUCAUUUUCCAUCGCUGAUCUCUCUGCAUCUCAAUCACAAUAUCAGUUAUUUAGUUUCAAAUCUGUAUUCUUCGCCGUAAUCGCCAUGGAUUCUGAUAACAAGCUCCUCAAUAUGGGUGUCCUCAUCGUGGCCACUCUAAUAGUGGCCAAGCUUAUCUCCGCCUUUGUUAUGCCUAGAUCUAGAAAACGUCUGCCUCCAGUUAUGAGCGGUUGGCCAGUGGUUGGAGGGUUAUUCCGCUUCUUGAAAGGCCCGAUUGUAAUGCUUCGUGAAGAGUACCCAAAGCUUGGUAGUGUUUUCACUGUGAACCUAGCUCACUGGAAGAUUACUUUCUUGAUUGGGCCUGAGGUAUCAGCUCACUUCUUCAAGGCCCCAGAGGCAGACCUUAGCCAGCAGGAGGUAUAUCAGUUCAAUGUGCCUACAUUUGGCCCAGGUGUUGUGUUUGAUGUCGAUUACACCGUGCGACAAGAGCAGUUCCGCUUCUUUACAGAGUCUCUGAGGGUCAACAAACUCAAAGGCUACGUGGAUCAGAUGGUUAUGGAAGCAGAGGAUUACUUCUCAAAAUGGGGAGACAGUGGUGAAGUUGAUCUAAAGUAUGAGCUCGAACAUCUGAUUAUAUUGACUGCAAGUAGAUGUCUACUGGGUCGAGAAGUUCGUGAUAAGCUUUUUGAUGAUGUAUCUACUCUAUUCCAUGACCUGGACAAUGGUAUGCUCCCUAUCAGUGUCUUGUUCCCAUACCUGCCCAUUCCAGCCCACCGCCGCCGUGACAGGGCUCGCAAGAGGCUUGCAGAAAUCUUUGCAAGCAUUAUAGCUUCUCGUAAACUUGCUGGAAGAUCAGAGAAUGACAUGUUGCAGUGCUUCAUAGAUUCAAAGUACAAAGAUGGACGCCCAACUAGUGAAUCUGAGAUUACGGGCUUGCUCAUUGCUGCUCUCUUUGCUGGGCAGCACACCAGUUCCAUCACCUCCACUUGGACUGGGGCAUACCUCCUUCGUUACAAGGAGUACUUAUCUGCUGUAUUGGAGGAGCAAAAAACUCUCAUGAGAAAGCAUGGAAAUAAGGUUGAUCAUGAUAUUUUGUCUGAGAUGGAUGUCCUGUAUCGGUGCAUCAAGGAAGCCCUAAGGCUCCAUCCUCCACUAAUAAUGCUGCUACGCAGCUCUCACAGUGAUUUUAGUGUGACAACCCGAGAGGGAAAAGAAUAUGACAUCCCAAAGGGCCACAUUGUUGCAACAUCUCCAGCAUUUGCGAAUCGGCUUUCUCAUAUUUACAAGGAUCCAGACAGAUAUGAUCCUGACAGAUUCGCUGUUGGAAGGGAAGAAGACAAGGCGGCAGGGGCAUUUUCGUAUAUUUCUUUUGGAGGUGGCAGGCAUGGCUGCCUUGGUGAACCAUUUGCAUAUUUGCAGAUAAAAGCUAUAUGGAGCCAUUUGCUGAGGAAUUUUGAAUUGGAGCUGGUGUCUCCUUUUCCUGAGAUUGACUGGAAUGCAAUGGUCGUAGGUGUGAAAGGAAAGGUAAUGGUGCGUUACAAGCGCCGGGAGCUUUCAGUUACCUAGCGGGAAUAACAGCAUUGUGGAUGUUUUGCAGAUUUAAAAUGUUAUGCUUUCUAGGAUUUGAUUGUGCUUUGAUUUUUUUUUUUUUCCUUUUAUGUUUCUAGGAGGUGCUUCACCCUCCUUCACUGGAUUGUGGCCUUUUCUAGUUUCCAAAAUUUUAUGAUAAUUGAUGUAGUUUGUGGGGAUCAA
Messenger RNA from Hevea brasiliensis (rubber tree), 2229 nucleotides. RefSeq names its product sterol 14-demethylase. The coding region runs from base 583 to 2043 and encodes 486 amino acids. Gene Ontology annotation, molecular function: oxidoreductase activity, acting on paired donors, with incorporation or reduction of molecular oxygen; iron ion binding; monooxygenase activity. The record is from RefSeq and is a predicted model, not a curated record. NCBI's taxonomy places the organism in Eukaryota, Viridiplantae, Streptophyta, Magnoliopsida, Malpighiales, Euphorbiaceae. The transcript is spliced from 3 exons.